Messenger RNA from Sus scrofa (pig), 9377 nucleotides. It is a transcript of the gene ZC3HAV1, whose product is annotated as zinc finger CCCH-type containing, antiviral 1. Gene Ontology annotation, biological process: response to virus; positive regulation of mRNA catabolic process; positive regulation of type I interferon production. NCBI's taxonomy places the organism in Eukaryota, Metazoa, Chordata, Mammalia, Artiodactyla, Suidae. The record is from RefSeq and is a predicted model, not a curated record. Gene Ontology annotation, molecular function: metal ion binding; NAD+ poly-ADP-ribosyltransferase activity; RNA binding. Gene Ontology annotation, cellular component: nucleus.
UGAGAGACGCUGUUAACACAGUGGGCCAAAUUCCUGAUAAUCAGGGAGAGCCGACUCAGAAGAGAGGAGCUUCAGAUGAGAGAUGCUGUACUUGCACCCGACGAUGUGCUGAUGAUCUGAGAGAGCCAAGGCUGAAGGCAUGGCCAUGUCCAUUUUUUUUUUUUUUGUCUUUUUAGGGCUGUAUUUGUGGCAUAUGGAGGUUCCCAGGCUAGGGAUUGAACCGGAGCUGUAGCUGCUGGCCUACACAGGUUGCUCAAGGUGGGGGAAGGGGCAUUACAGUGAGACCGGUGGGGUGAUGCUAAGGGUCUGGUCAUCACUUGAAUUCAGUCUCCUCGAAGGGGACUUGAAGUCUAACAGUACUCUAGACGCCAGUCUCCUGUAUACCCUUUGCAGCAUUUAAUCAUGGAUGUCCCUUACAUUUUCAUGUCUUCCCAAACACAAGUUCCUUGAGAGCAGGGAUUAUUUCGUAAACUUCUGUCAUUUAUUUUAUUUUUGCUUUUUAGGGCCACACCCGAGGCAUACGCAAGUUCCCAGGCUAGGAGUUGAAUCGGAGCUACAGCUGCUGGCCUACACUACAGCCACAGCCACGCCAGAUCUGAGCUGCAUCUGCGACCCCAUGGCUCAUGGCAACGCUGGAUCCUUAACCCACUGAGCGAGGCCGGGGAUGGAACACGCAUCCUCAUGAAUAGUAGUCGGAUUCGUUUCCCCUGGACCACAGCAGGAACUUAUUUUGUGAGCUUCCGUAUGCCCACAGAGACCGACUAACUUAUGAGCCACACAAAAGAUGUUAUGAUGAAUUUAAUUGAUUUGAUAUUGAAAGCCCAGACCCUGGGAAUCUGUCAGAUUAUAAAUCAGGCCACGUGGAUUAAAGGUAACUAUAAAUCAGGCCAUCUGUUGCUAUAAAGUAAUAGGUAGAGGGAUGAUCUGGUUGAGCUCAGUUUAGGCUGGUUUUCAUAACAAAAUGCUCUAUACCUGAGAGACGUGGUUCGCCAACCAAGAACUGCCAAUCUGAGGAGAACACCCAGUGAUCAUUUUACAGAUUUUCUAGUUUGACAACUGGAUUCUACCAUUAAAAAAAAAAAGGUUUAUUACCUAUCUGAUCAAUGACCCAUUUAUUUCACUUGGGAAUGUUGGAAGGAAAAAGGAAAAACUUUUUCCCUCCGCCACAUGAGUCCAUUGAUUGGAUCCUGCAAAUUAACUGACAAUAGAUUAACAGGAGAAAAGGCAAAAUUUAUUUAGCAUUGGGCGGGGGGGACUUCUAAUAAUGGAAACCUCCAGUGAAGGACUAAAGUAACUUUAUAUCUCUCAGUUUAACAAAAGGGAGGUUUUUAGGACUACAGUGGGAGAGUAGGGAAGGUUCUGCCGGGCUUUUUGAUGCUAAUGGCAAUGGUUGAUCUGUCUUCACCGCAACUGAAUUAGCAGGAAACUCCCUUGGAAGGAGGUUAAGGGCAGCUGUACGUUAGGUAGGUUCUGCUUUAUUCAGAUUUGGAGCAGUUCAGAUAAGAUUUCUUUCUUCAUCUUCUGUAGCUGAAACGUUUUCACUUUAAAAUAAUCCUAAUACCAAGCCUGGGGGUGCAAGUGGGUUCCCACCGAAGGAAAAGAUCUUGUCCAAACAUCCGAGAAGAGGAACCUAAUCUCAAGUCUUGGGAUGUGUCUGAGCAUGCCCGACGGUGACUGACUGCUAUCCGAUAUUUAGCCUUGUGUGGGUCUCAGCGUCUGAGACACCUCUGUUCGCGAUUAUAGACAGGCAAGAAUGUGUCAAGAAGCAGUUCUUCAAAAAGCUCCCGAGAGGAAUUCCCCUGUGGCACAGCAGGGUAAUCAACCAGCAUUGACAGAGCAGCCUCUCUGGUCGCUGCGGUGGCGUAGGUUCGACUCCGGGAACUUCCACAUGCCUCCAUAAUAUAAAUAAAUACAUACAAAAAGUUAUGAGAAGGCAAAAUAGGGGAAACCAAUAAUCACUGGCCUUUAAGAAGGCAGGGUGGUGUGGGAGAAAGUGCAUAGCAGUCCCGGCCAAUCUGGAGCCUGGGGGCCAGAUUUGGGGAACAUCCGGCUUGAGGGACGGCUGUUGUGUGCUCAGGUUACUUCCUCAAAUAGAGCGAAGAUAACAAUAUCUAGCUAGUGCAAUAACUAGCUAGUACUAGUUGUGAAGACUCACCAAUACAGGAGGCAGGGCGCCGGCUGGGAGCAAGUCAAGGGCUCACUCGGGUCUGUGCUUGGCGGGGAUGGGGGGGGUGGUGGAGAAUAGAAGACUCCUCAAGAGGGCUCCCAAGACUCGCGUUAUUCGCCACUUGGGCUGGCUUUAAAACUCCCUCAGAGCCCCGAGAUGAUUUUUAGUUUCUCUUCUCUCCGAAGCAGCCUCGCGGUGCCCAGCUGGGGAACCUGACCUUCGCGGAGCAGAGAACCGAGAGGGAGCCGUCCGACUGUCGCCGGCGGAUUAGUCCCAGCCUGUUCGCUCUCUUUCCAGUUGCUCGCCGUCGCGAUUGAUUUUAAGUUGACACAAGGACCGGGUCGGUGCGAUCUGGACUCUCGACCCAAGCCUUGGAGGAAACCGAAACCUCCGGGCUCAGCUAACAGCGGCGGAGAGCGCACGCUCGCUCGCUCGCCCCGGGCGCGCCCAGCCCGCGCGCCGCCCGCUCCCGCCCCCGGGAUUCUAGUAAGUUUCGAUUCUCCCCAGAGCGGAGUCCCGCGCCGCCGCGGCCAGGCCAGCGCAGGGAGCCAUGGCUGACCCGGGGGUGUGCUGCUUCAUCACCAAAAUCCUGUGCACCCACGGGGGCCGUAUGGCCCUGGAGGAGCUGCUGCAAAAGGUGAAGCUCUCCGAGGCGCAGCUCUGCGAGGUGCUGACAACCGCCGGGCCCGACCGCUUCGUGCUGUUGGAGACCGGCGGCAAGGCGGGGGUCACCCGGUCCGUGGUGGCCACCACUCGAGUCCGGGUCUGCCGUCGCAAGUACUGCAACAGACAGUGCGGCAACCUGCACCUCUGCAAGCUCAACCUGUUGGGCCGGUGCCACUAUUCGCAGUCGGAGCGGAAUUUAUGCAAAUAUUCUCAUGAGGUUCUCUCAGACGAGAACUUCAGAGUCCUGAACAGUCAUGAGCUCUCUGGACUGAACAAAGAGGAAUUAGCCGUGCUCCUUGUCCAAAGUGACCCCUUUUUUAUGCCGGAGAUAUGCAAAAAUUAUAAGGGAGAGGGUGGAAGGCAGAUUUGUAACCAGCAGCCACCGUGUGAAAGGCUCCAUGUCUGUGAACACUUUACCCGAGGGAACUGCAGUUAUUCCAACUGCUUCCGGUCCCACAACCUGAUGGACAGAAAGGUCCUGGCCGUCAUGAGGGAACACGGGCUCAGUUCGAGCGUCGUCCAGAAUAUCCAGGACAUCUGCAACAGCAGACACCGCCGAAAUAAACCCUCUGGGGCUAGAGCUCCUUCCUCCCAUCGUAGAGACAGAGGGAGAAGCAAGAGCAGGGAGCGAUUAUGCCAGGACAGUGUCGAAUUUCUUCCAUCUGCUUCGGCUGCUGCUCGGGUGUCCCGCACACCCAGUCCAGACUCUGCCGGCCGCCACUCCUCCCCAGACGAUGGCCUUGUCGAGCAUCUUGCCACCAAGUUCAAGGGUUUGGGAAGCCAUGAUUGCCCUCAGCUUUCCUCUGUCUCGUCUGCAGCCACCAGCCAGGGAGGAACGGGUCCAAGGGGAGGAAGCCAGAGUUUUUUAGAGAAUGGCAGCCCAGAGUCUCUUUUGUUGGUGAAUUGCGGAGGUUCUAUUUUCAGUUUGGCUUCACCCCCAGCUCCCAACUGGAAGGGCCCCACCUCCUGGCAGAACAACAAGGACCCCAGUAGAGAGAGUUCGUUUUCUCCGAAUCAAGCCGUCACCUUCUCUCCUCUCGGUUCUCCCCAAACGCCCCAAGCCACGUCCACCAGAAAGAGCCCGACUCUCUUUUCCUCGGAUUUCGUGAACCUCGAGGGCAGAAGUGGGAAUCAAGAUGGCCAGCCUUUCCAGCUUUUUCAUAAUAACGUUGAUGCAGUGGCCACAGAUGUCGCUUCCAGGAAAUCUUUAAGCUACAAAAGCGCAACUAGCAGACAGAGAGAAAAGUCGUUACCUAGAAGCCCGGACGCGGGCGCUGCUCACGGUCUUCUCCAGCCGGCUGGCAAAGUGGCAGAAGAUGCAGCUGCGGCGGCCUUUGGCAAUGGUUCUGCACCUGACGCCAGGAGUACUGCAUCUUCCAUGAUGGAUGACCACGGCUCAAAUGAAAUUUGUCUUGACCAUCUGGAUAAGGGUUGUCAGCUUAAGAACUGCAGCAAAGUUCACUUCCACCUGCCCUACCGGUGGCAGAUGCUCAGUGCGAACACCUGGAUGGACCUCUCGCUCAUGGAGAACGUCGAGGAGGCCUUUUGUGACCCCAAAGUCUCCGUCCUUUCUAUUGGAAAUUAUAAACUCAAUUUCCAGGAGAUGACUUGUGAUUAUAAUCCCAUCCGACGCCUCUCCACGCCUUCAUCUGUCACGAGGCCGCCCGGUACUGUCUUCACCACGAAAUGGGUUUGGUACUGGAAGAGCGGACCUAACACAUGGGUUCGAUAUGGGGAGAAGAAAGACAAUCAGAUUUCAAACAUUGACUCUGCGUACCUGGAGUCUUUCUUUCUAUCCUGUCCAAGGGGAAUCGUGCCAUUUCAAGCAGGCUCACAAAACUUCGAGCUGAGUUUCCCAGGAAUGAUUCAGACAAACGUAGCUUCCAAGGUGCAAAAGGAUGUCGUCAGAAGGCCGACCUUUGUGUCCCACUGGGAUGUGGAGCAGAUGAAACGGGGAAUGGGCCCUCCCCAGGUGCAGCCACAAUUAGAGCCUCCAGCCCCGACAUUCCUUCCUCAGUGGGACACACACUUCUCAGCCUCGAAUGGCUACAAGUUGCUUGAGAUCCAUAACUACACUCCGGAAUAUGUCGAAGUAAGUGGGCGCUUUAAAGCGUCCAUGAAAAACUUCAAGAUCGACAAGAUAAAGAAGAUCCAGAACACGAAGCUCUUGAACGCUUUUGAAAGGAAUUUACUUCACAAAAGAUGCCAUCAGUUCUCAUAAAGAUUGCCCGUAUGAUUCCAAAAACGUGGCCAUGUUCGUAGUCCGAGUCCUCGUCGGAAAUUUUGUUGAAGGACAUCCGUAUUUCACGAGCCCUCCUCUGGGAUUCAACAGCUGUGUGGACACAAGGUUGAAUCCCUCCGUUUUUGUCAUCUUUGAAAAAGAUCAGAUUUACCCAGAAUAUCUGAUCGAAUAUACCGAAACAGACAAACCCUGCGUGAUCAGUUAGACAUGAUGGGCAGGGCAUCACAAGGAGACCAUAACCCUUCUGUCCACUUACAGAGCCAGAUCGCCCCCAAUCAUGGUUUCAACUUUUACAUUUUCUCGACUGAAUGCCUUAGAGGAGGGAUUCCCAAACUUGGCCGCACAUUUAAAUCAUCUGGGAUGCUCUAAAAAUUCCAGGGUCCAGACAGCACCCCAUUCCUGCUGCAUCACCUUUUCUGGGGGUGGGAGGCUGGGAGAAGAUUGAAAUGUGUCAUCAAGUUUGGGAAUCACUGCCUGAGAUAGAACGGGUAGAGACUGAUUUCUAAUACUUCUGUAAUUGCAACAACCUUUCUCUCCCAACUGCUCCUUUAAUUUACCGCCUGGCAGGGUUUUGUUUUGUUGUUUUGGUUGAAUCGAAAGAAAUUAGUUUGAGAAAUUUGAGAGAAAGCUAAACAGGCCUACUGAGAUCAUGACAUAAGACAGUACAGCCUUGGAUGGAAGACUGAAAAGUUGGGGGAAAGUACUUAGAAAUAUACGGGGCGGGGGGGACGGGGAAUGUAAGGAUAAUUUAAAUGCUAGUACAGACAUAACUGCAGUACUGCACCUUAUCUUUGUGAUGAAACUGACUUGGGAGCAUGCAUUUCUUUAUCUCUACGUUUAUUUAGGGCGCUCCAGAGGUUGACGCUGGAAUGCAAUAAAAAUUGCCGCUCUGGGUGGCUCAGAGGGAAGCAACCAACUGGAGUUAACUGCCCGUUGGGGCUCUUUAUAUAAUUAUAGCAAAAUAGACAGAUUCUAAUUAAUUUGAUUACAGAGAAGACUUCUUUUCAGGUCAGACUUUCAUGAAGUGUCGGGGGGGGGGGACCGAGUUGCAGUAACCAGAUUCACACAAACAUACCUGAUAAAUCCGAGUGCUGUUGUAGUUGUUCGCUGUAGCUUUGGAGGCUCACCAAGAACUUAGGAGCAGGGUCAUCCGACAGAAGGAUGGGCCCCCUAAGGGGUGAGCACAGAAUUAGCACGAAGAGGACAUGCCCCAUACAAGCCUUGCACCUGUGAGGGGCUUCUUUUUCUAAAUAUAACGGAUUGUGUGGAAUUGUAGCACAGUCAGUUUUUAGAGCAGUUGAGGUGCCUGGACCAAGAGUUUCUUUCUUAUUAUGAAUCAUGUUUUUCCUUCCAGUUUUCCUUUUCAACAUUCCAUACCCAAAAUUUCCUGUUGUAGUUCCUCCAACAGACAUGUCAUCAAAGUCAAUCAGGGAGUUCCUGCUGUGGCGCAGUGGGUUCAUGAUGGGGCUUGUUUCCGUGGAGGCACAGUUUGUUCCUAGCCCAGUGGGUGAACGAUCCAGCAUUGCUGCCGCUGUGGCACACAUAAGUCACAGUCGCCCCUUGGAUUUGAUCUCUGGCCCGGAAACUUCCCGAUGCCAUAGGUGCAGCUGAAAAUGGAAAAAAAAAAAAAAAAAAAAAAGUAACACUCAUUAGAGUUGAUUAUACAUUAAGUUUUAGAUUAGUGGAAAGAUCUCUACAACUCCCUGGCCUUAAAGGGCUCCAAGAGUAGCAAAUAUAUAGGCAUUUUUAGGGUAGGGUCGUUUUCUAAGAGGCUUGCCACAGAGCGUCUCAUUCACUUAUUUUCUUCCUGGUAGCUUCUGUUUUGGAGUUUUCACUUCCUGAUCUCCACCCUCACCUUGGAGAGAUGCGAUGUCUCUUCUUGACGGCCCAUUGGACAUCUUUAACUGGAUAUUUCACACGUAUCUCUAAUUCCAUGUGUGUCCAGAAUGGAGCGCUCCAUCUGCCUCCUUCCAACACAUCAGUUCUUCCCCAGAAAAACAUCUGCUCGAGCAGAGGUCAUCCCCAACGCCUCUCCCCACCCCCCCACUCCCCCCGCACCUCUGAGCCGUUCCCAUGUCCCAUUUUCCUUCCUAAACCUCUCUUUGUCUCCUAUUCAGGGGUCUUAGCAGCAAGAAUGAAUUUUCUUUUUACUUCGUAUUAGCCUUUCAAAACACACAUCUGAUCAUGCCUUUAUUUUUUUUUUAAUUUUUUAUUUUUAUUUUUUUGUCUUUUUAGGGCCACACCUGUGGCAUAUGGAGAUUCCCAGGCUAGGGGUCGAAUUGGGGCUGUAGCUGCCGGCCUAACGCCACAGCCACAGCCAUGCCAGAUCCAAGCCGUGUCUGCAACCUACACCACAGCUCACGGCAACGCCAGAUCCUUACCUCACUGACCGAAGUCACAGGUGGUACCCACCACCUCGUGGUUCCUAGUGGGAUUCGUUUCCACUGCGCCACGACGGGAAUGCCUGAUGAAGUCUUUAGAAUAAAGUUCACAGUCAUCACCAUGGCCCCACAUGCUCCCUUCUUUCCCUCCCCUCAUUUAUUUUCUGCCCAAUCACUCUGGCUUUCUUCCUUUCAGCUCUUUGGCGCCCCUGUUCACCUAGCUCAGUGGUUCUCAACCAGCACUCCUGCCUUCUUUUUUUUCAAACGACAAAUACUUCGUAACAUCCGCUUCAUUAUCCUCAAAAUGCCACUCGGUGGUAAGAUACUCUACCUGCACACAAUUUUGGAAGUAAAUUUAAAAUCAAAUAAAAUUAAUACCAACACAAAAGGGAAUGAAAGUCCAUAACUUGGGCAGGACUCUACCAGAGAACCUCACUAAGUUGUCAGAAUAAAGCAUAAAUCUACUCAUACAGAAUAAAUCUGAACUUAGAAGAAGGUAGGAGAUCAGACGCUGUUUUGUAUAAAGAAGUAUGGGGAGAUAAAAAAGCAGGGGUGCGAGAGGACAUGAGAAGAAAAACUAGUGACACAACCAGUCAUUUGCAUGGCAUAAUGCUUAUUUCUGUAGGAGAAAGAACGAAGCAACCUUAACUGAAAUGAGGAUACUGUACAAGAAAAUCUACAGAUUGUCGAGAUGGAGAAAAUAGUAGAGUUUUGCAGACGAGCUGUAGGUCAUACAUGAAUGUCUGGUGAGACAUUCAAACUUCGUAUAGGGUGCAGAGCAAUUCCUUAUCUUGAGGAGCUGUCCAGUGUAUUGCAAGAUACUCAGCAUCCUUGGCUCUCACACACUAAAUGCGCCCGCCUCCCCCCCCCAUUAUGGUGGCAACCACAACCCUGUCAGAUCUAUUCACCUUUUUCCGAGCAGAUAUUUUGUAACAUCUCCUUGGCUGUGCUGAGAUGAUUCAUCAAUAUUACAAUCUUUAUGAAUUUCUUAGGAAAUCAAUUUAGUGUCCUAUUAUAAUGGAGAAACAGAAGAAAAGAAAUUUGUAAUAAACUAAGUAUCAACAUGUAAAUGCUCUGGCAUAACUACGCUAUAUGACAUCAUGAAAUAGACAUUUAUUCCUAGUUAUAGUGAAUAGGUUUGGGUUUAAGAGUCGGUCAGAGGCUACUGCCUAUAACAAAGUACAGGAAAAGGAAAGAGUAGAGUUACGGAUGACACCAGAAUGAAAAUUAGUCUUGGAGUAAGAAAUCUUACCUGUAUGUAGUAAGGGCAAGAGCGAAGUUACCUUGAUUGGAAGAAGAAUAAAAGGACAGAUUAGAGAUUGUCUAAGAGGAAAAAGUGAAUUACAUUCUCGCAGGCGAGCUGUAGGUCCUACAUAAGUGUCCAUUAGGACAUUAGAAAGUCGUAUAAGGUACAGGAUAACUCUUCGUUGUGUGGGACUAACCCAUACACUGCAGGACAUCUGUUAUCCUGGCAGCAUCCACUCAAUGCCAGUAAAAGUCCGCAAUUAUGAAAACAACAACCCACCAAUUUCCAAGAUAGAAGAGAGAGGACCACUGCCUUAGUUAAGCCCUAGCAUCUUUAGCUUGUUACCUCCCUAAGGAGUCCUCCUAUAGAUAACUUUGGAUGCUUGCCUCCCAGAUCCCCAGUUUUAAAAAUACUUUGCGACUCGCUUUGUUUGUUUUUAGCAUCUAUCCAACUUGGUGUUGUCUGUUUUCCUCAUUCGAAUGUGAGUUCCCUAAGAGUCAGCCUGUCUUGUUCACUGUGCCACCCCCGAUAGCCAGCUGAGUGCUUGAUACGCUGAUACAUUGGAUGAAUGUUGUUCAAUAAAGCUCAACUUUCUAUAAUUCAGUAGUGGAAUUGUAUUCUUGUUCUUCUGCAAGUUCAAUGUGUGAUUACCUAAUAAAAGAAAAUAAGUAUUAA